This is a messenger RNA of Polypterus senegalus (gray bichir), 3948 nucleotides long. RefSeq names its product SEC31 homolog B, COPII coat complex component (gene sec31b). Gene Ontology annotation, molecular function: structural molecule activity; protein binding. Gene Ontology annotation, biological process: intracellular protein transport; COPII-coated vesicle cargo loading; endoplasmic reticulum organization. Lineage: Eukaryota; Metazoa; Chordata; Cladistia; Polypteriformes; Polypteridae. The record is from RefSeq and is a predicted model, not a curated record. The coding region runs from base 145 to 3855 and encodes 1236 amino acids. Gene Ontology annotation, cellular component: COPII vesicle coat; endoplasmic reticulum exit site. The transcript is spliced from 27 exons.
UGGACUACGGCGGCCACCGUAGCGGUGAAGUUAAAAAAAGGAAAAAAAACACAAGCCUGUGCAGUGGCUGGGAGUGUCACUUUUUCAGACUUAAUAUUAAAAGAAAAACGCCACAAACUCCAACGGUAAAUACGCAGAUUCACAAUGAAGCUUAAAGAAAUCCUGAGGACAGCCAAUCAAGCAUGGAGUUCUUCAUUACAACAUCCAGUAUAUUUGGCAACAGGUACUUCAGCACAGCAGCUAGAUGCCUCUUUCAGCACAACUUCAGCCCUGGAGAUUUUUGAGUUGGAUUUUUCAGACCCAUCACUUGACAUGAAGCCCAGAGGAUCCCUUUCCAUUACAAAUAGGUUUCACAGUCUGAUCUGGGUUAAUUAUGACAUGGACAAAGCUGAAGCUCCUGGAUUGCUUAUAGGUGGAGGAGAUAAUGGUGUAGUCACUGUGUACAACCCCUCAAAAAUUUUGGCAACAGAAAAGGACACCAUUGUAGGGCAAUGCGAAAAACACAAAGGACCUGUAAGGGCUCUUGACUUUAAUCCCUUUCAGAAUAACCUUUUGGCUUCUGGAGCAAAUGAUUCUGAGAUCUACAUUUGGGAUUUAAACAAUUUCUGCAACCCAAUGACACCUGGAGCAAAAUCACAGCCUUAUGAAGAUGUCAGUGUUGUUGCCUGGAACAGGCAGGUGCAGCACAUCUUGGCAUCAGCCCAUCCUAGUGGUAAGGCUGUUGUUUGGGACCUCAGAAAAAAUGAACCAAUAAUUAAAAUCAGUGACCACAGCAACAAAAUGCAUUGUUCAGGAAUGUUAUGGCACCCUGAAGUUGCAACACAAUUGGUCUUAGCAUCUGAAGAUGAUCGGUUGCCAGUUAUUCAGAUAUGGGAUCUGAGAUUUGCCACUUCACCUCUCAAAGUGUUGGAAAACCACACUAGGGGAAUCCUUUCUAUUUCUUGGAGCAAUGCUGAUCCAGAAUUACUCCUAAGCAGUGCAAAAGACAACAGAAUAUUAUGUUGGAAUCCAAACACAGGAGAGGUUAUUUAUGAGCUUCCAACAAGUAGCCAGUGGUGUUUUGAUGUCCAGUGGUGUCCUAGGAAUCCUGCCAUUCUUUCUGCUGCUUCAUUUGAUGGUCGGAUCAGCAUUUAUUCUGUAAUGGGUGGCUGUCUUAUGGCCCAAGAACAAAGCAGUUCAGAUAAGAUUUCUUCAUCUUUUAGUACAACAGAUCACCUUGGAACUGGCCUCUCUCUGCCACCAUUACAGAUUCCACAGAAGGUGACACAUUCAACAGUUAUCCCACCAUUGAAGAAACCUCCAAAAUGGAUUAGAAGGCCAGUUGGAGCUGUUUUUGCUUUUGGUGGGAAGCUGAUAACCUUUGAAAAUCCUAAAGUUUUACAGCACCAGCAGGCCCAGACUUCUGUUCCACAUCAUGUGUGCAUUAGCCAGAUCACAACAGAAACUGAGUUUCUUCAACAAGCCAGUGACUUGCAAACUGCACUUCGUACUGGCAGCUUCUCAAGUUUUUGCCAAGGCAAGAUUCAUAGUGCAACAACCGAUUCCGAACAAAGCGUUUGGAGUUUCCUAAAGGUCAAUUUUGAAGAUAAUCCUAGAACUAAAUUCUUGAAGCUUUUAGGCUACAGCAGAGAAGAACUUGAUAAAAAGAUUUCAAUGUGUUUAGGAAAAUCUUUGCAUCUAACUAGUCAUGGAAUUGAUGCGAAUGACUUGGCUGAAAAGAUCCAGGUUUUAUCUGCCCAGCAAUUAGAUGAAUCAAGUUCAACAGGAGAUACCCUGUCUUCCCCUGCAUCAUCAUCACCUUCAGAUUUUUAUGGAAGUUUUCCCAAUGAUAAGACAAAGUUUCAAAUUCCCAUUACUUCAGAUACAGAUGGGUUAAUCAGCCAAGCCCUUUUGAUUGGUAACUUUGAAGGAGCAGUGGAGCUCUGCUUGAAUGAUGGCAGAUAUGCAGAUGCAAUCAUCUUGGCAAUAAGUGGAGGGGAAGAACUGCUGAGGAAGACACAAAAGAGAUACUUAGCCAAGCAGAAGAACAGCAUUUCAAUGCUCAUGUCUACUGUAGUUAAUCAGAACUGGACAGACAUAGUACAGUUAUGUGACUUACAGAACUGGAAAGAAGCUUUGGCUGCAUUGCUAACCUAUGCUCGUCCAGAUGAAUUCUCGAAACUGUGUGAUACCUUGGGAUCUCGCUUGGAAUUUGAGGGAGAAAAUUCAAUGUGCCUUGAGGCAUGUUUGUGCUAUAUCUGCUCUGGAAAUGUUGAGAAACUAGUUGAAUGCUGGGUUCAGAAACAAGAAUGUUUGUCACCACUUGCUUUAGAGGGUGUGGUAGAGAUGAUGACAAUUUUGCGCAAGUCUAUAGAAAAGCUUCAAGGUAGUGAUGUACCAUUUCAAGGUCCAGUUCUUGCAGAGAAAUUGACUCAGUAUGCUCAUCUUCUAGCAGCUCAGGGUAAUCUUGCAGCAGCCUUGACCUUCCUGCCUACAGACUCAAGUUUAAUCUCAAUAAUGCAGUUGAGGGACAGGCUUUUUUAUGCUCAGGGAGAGGCAGUUGCAGGACAGCAGCCACCUCCUUUCCCUUAUAACCGAAUCAAUGUUACUGCAGUUAAACAGCCUGUAGAUUCCACACAGAAUACAAAUCCAAAGACCAAUAUGCCGGUGUCAUUUCAGCCAACACCGAUUUCUUUGGUGCCUGCGACCAGCCAGCCUUCACACCCUAAAGGUUUUAGUCAACAGUCAGUACAAUCCCCUGUGGUACAGACUUUUCCACCAGUUGGAAUACCUGCUGCUUCCCAGAGAGCUCCAUCUGGCAUGUAUAUAAAGCCUACAGCUUGCCCUAUGUAUCCACAACCUUCAAUGUCCGCUUCAGGACUACCUCAGCCACCACCUUUCAGCCAGCCUAGAGAUUUUCCAAGUGGACAACCGACCAUUCCUGCUCAGCAUCCAUUAAUGCCAUCUGCUGUGCCUGCAGCUCCCUCGGGUAGCCUCAUAGGAUUGCCUAGCUCCAGUUUAUCUGGACCAAGCUUCAUUCCCCCAUCAUCUCUUCCUUCUUAUCAGUUGUCUGGCCCUACGUUUCAUUCAUCCCAACUCCCUUGCACACAGCCUGUAUUCCCAGGAAGUAUCCAUACCCCUGCCUCCAUGGCAGCAUCAGAGCCAUCAGUCACUUAUCCAGUUGGACCUGGCUUCCCAUAUGGUGGCCCUGGAGCUCCUGCUGCAAGUCCAUUAGUACCAGCAACUCUUCCUCCACCACCUACAGGCUACUUCCCUUGGUUACAAAAUCGUGAUGAAGAAGGUUCUCAAGAUGGAUGGAAUGAUCCCCCGUCUGUGCACGGAGUGACAAGGAAAAAGAAGCUACCUGAGAAUUACACUCCACCAAUGCCUAUCACAGCACCUGUCAUGAACCCUUCUGUGGAGCAUCAGCCACUGCAGCCCAAUACUUCAUUACCUAGAGAAAGUCAAGCACCACCUGGAGCCCCUAAAGAAUCUAAUAUCCAGCCAUUAUUUCAGUUGCCUUCAGAAAAAAUUGAGAGGAAGGACAUUCCACAAGAACAUAUACUGUUGCAAACAAGUUUUGAUAGUUUAGUUCAACGGUGUCUUCUAGCAGCUGGUGAUCCGCAAACCAAACGUAAACUUGAUGAUGCUUCCAAGCGACUGGAAUUCCUUUAUGACAAACUUAGAGAACAGUCGCUUUCUCCUAAUAUCCUUGGAGGACUUCAUGAGAUUAGACGUUGUAUUGAAGUUCGCAACUAUCAGCAAGCACUCUUAGUCCACACUCAGGUUGUCAGCAGCAACAACUUUAGUGAAAUUUCUGCCUUCAUGCCUGUUCUUAAAGUGGUAAUGACAAUUGCAAACAAACUUGCUGUCUAAGAAUUUAGAAGCUCAGCAAACAUGAAUUGUAAAGCCCUCUUUCCUUUGAAAAUGUCAGUGUUAAACAUGGUUAAAUUAUAUUUUUGAACCGGA